Molecule: messenger RNA, 2354 nt
Organism: Mauremys reevesii (Reeves's turtle)
Lineage: Eukaryota; Metazoa; Chordata; Testudines; Geoemydidae
Gene: CPN1
Product: carboxypeptidase N subunit 1
Exons: 8
Coding region: 145-1386 (413 amino acids)
Biological process (GO): proteolysis
Molecular function (GO): zinc ion binding; metallocarboxypeptidase activity
Source: RefSeq, a predicted model, not a curated record
CUUUCCCUGACCCCAACCCCCACCGCCCAGCAGGUGCAGUGGGCUGGCACUUGGCUGUGAAACUGGAGAGAGCUGGUUUGAGUUUGCACUUUAGUUCCUGUCAGGAAGGGAGCUCUGAGAUCUGAGUUAAUCCCAGUGCUAAGGAUGUCUCAAUUGCUCUGGCCUCUUGUGAGAUUCCUGCUUCUGAUCGAAGUGGCAGCCUCUGUGAACUUUUUCCACCACCGCUAUGAGCAGCUGGUGCAGGCCCUGUUCAAUGUGCACAACGAGUGUCCUGAUAUCACCAGGAUUUACACUAUUGGCCGCAGCAUCCAGGGGAGACAUCUCUACGUCCUGGAAUUCAGUGACAACCCUGGAAUCCACGAACCCUUGGAGCCAGAGUUCAAGUAUGUUGGGAACAUGCAUGGGAACGAGGUUCUGGGCAGGGAGCUGCUGCUCCAGCUCUCUGAAUUCCUGUGUGAGGAGUAUCGCCGGCGGAAUGAACGGAUCACACGGCUCAUCUGGGACACACGCAUCCACAUCCUGCCCUCCAUGAACCCAGAUGGAUAUGAAGUGGCUGCCAACCAGGACCCGGACACCAUUGGGUACCUGACAGGCAGGAACAACGCCAACGGAAUUGACUUGAACCGUAACUUCCCUGAUCUCAACACUUUCAUGUACUACAAUGAAAAAAACGGUGGCCCCAAUCACCACAUCCCUCUGCCAGCCAACUGGAAAAGCCAGGUGGAGCCAGAAACACUGGCUGUCAUUCACUGGAUGAGCCGCUACAACUUUGUCCUCUCAGCCAAUCUCCACGGUGGAGCUCUAGUGGCGAAUUACCCCUACGACAAAGCCCAGGAACAGCGAAGCCGGGGCUAUCAGCGCAAAAGCAACACCCCGUCCCCCACUCCUGAUGACAAGCUGUUCCGGAAGCUGGCCAAAGCCUAUUCCUACGCCCAUCACUCGAUGCACCAGAGCCCAACCUGCGGAGAACAGUUUGCAGAUGGCAUCACCAAUGGGGCCUCCUGGUAUUCUCUCAGCAAGGGCAUGCAGGACUUUAAUUAUCUUUACACCAACUGCUUCGAGAUCACUCUGGAGCUGAGCUGCGAUAAAUUUCCUCCUCAAAAGGACCUGGAGAAGGAGUGGCUCGCGAAUCGUGAGGCGCUCAUCACCUACUUAGAGGAGGUUCAUCAGGGUAUCAAAGGGCUGGUGUCCGAUGAGAACAACAAUGGGAUUGCAGGUGCUGUGAUUUCUGUCAAUGGGAUCGGCCAUGAUGUCACUUCCGCUUGGGCGGCAGAUGUAUUAUUUCAAAAAGAACAAGGGGCCACAGACAAGACUCUGCCUGAUCCACUCCCUUGGUGCUGGCCAGCUGCAGCAGAGAGUAGAAUCCACCCACAAGUGCCCUGCUGAGGAUUCCUUCAACUGGGGGAGUCUCCACUGAACACUGAGCCAGCAUAGCUGGCCUCACAUCAAAUUCCCUGCAACCCCUGGUGCAGAAAGUGAAGAAGGGGAAUGGUUGGAAUGUGCUGUGACCAUUGCCAGCUGGUGCAAGUUAGAGCAACCCCCAGGUUGUUUGUCUGUGCCAGGACCGGAGCAGAGAAUCAGAGAGCCAUAACAGGAUGUCGGUUCUCUGCAUCUCCCCUUUCUUCCUCUCCUGGGCUGCCCAGGUGGCUGUGCAGGCGGAGGGCUAGGAGCUUCCCGAGAUUCAGGCAGAGCCAGUAAAGCUCCUAUCCUGUUCUCCCGGGGGUUCCCACAGGCCAUCGGGGAAGCAGGCAAUGGAGCAGCUAGAGCUACUCCCUUCCAUAUACUCUGAUAGCUCAGGUGGAAGAGGUCAGUUCUGAAUGUCCUGGGUUUGUUUGACCAGAACUGUUUGGCAAAUUCAACAUAAAUUUCUGAAAUGUUUUGGUGAACCUGAAUUGGCAUUUUUGGCGAACAAAAGUUCAUCCAAAAAUUGUACCCAGCUCUAAUCAAGACUGAGCAGCACCGGCAAAGGGGUUUGUGUGGGGUGUGGAGGGGAAAGGAAGUGAGUCUUUCUCAAGCUAUGCCCGUAUUAUUCAACUCUUACAAAUGUAAACCAAAGCCCCCUAUAUUUGGGCUAGGUGAGUGCACUUAUCCCAGCGCUUUUUUCAAAUCGACUCUCACUGGUAAGUCCCUGCACGCUGUGGGGUUGUUCUGGGGUGAUGGGCAGUUUGUCUGGAUGCAUGGGAGCAGAGUGUGUGGGAGGGGUGGGAGUGCUGUCAUGUGACACAUGUAAACUAGCCAGGACAGAGCCCUAGGUGAGGCACAACAGGGGCAAGUCUGGUGAGUGAGACUGGACCAAGUGGAACGUUUCUGGCUCCCGUGCCUCUGACUGAGCGCACUCUGGCUGCUGCUCUCUC